AUGGCCGUAGCAGCAUGUGAAGAUGAAUGGAAAGAAGCGGCUGCAAAAUAUAAAGCAUUAAGUGCCGAUAGUGAAGUUAAUUAUCUUCGCCGAACAGCAACAGCUAGUAUUAAUAUUGAAACAGACGCUUGCUUCAAUAAUGACAGAAAAAUUUCUUCUGGUGAUUUACGCGGUGGUAAACAAACUGAUUCAUUAUAUGAUACUUUUCCCGGGAUUGAAGCAGAUGCAAAAGCAUUCGUUGUUCAGGCAUGUUCACAAAAGUCAGGAGAUAAAGAAACUGGAGAUGAUUUGAUACGAUCCGAAAGAAGUUGUCGUCUGGAUCUUCGUAGAUGGGGUGCUAAAUUCGAAGCAAAUUCACAACGUCCAUAUUUGGAAGGACAUGAAAGAGACGAUGUGGUGAAACAUCGUAAUGAAUUUAUUAAUUAA
Messenger RNA from Didymodactylos carnosus, 426 nucleotides. The record is from the annotation of a GenBank genome assembly. NCBI's taxonomy places the organism in Eukaryota, Metazoa, Rotifera, Eurotatoria, Philodinida, Philodinidae.